This is a messenger RNA of Pterocles gutturalis (yellow-throated sandgrouse), 228 nucleotides long. RefSeq names its product C-x(9)-C motif containing 2 (gene CMC2). The transcript is spliced from 3 exons. Lineage: Eukaryota; Metazoa; Chordata; Aves; Pterocliformes; Pteroclidae. The coding region runs from base 1 to 228 and encodes 75 amino acids. Gene Ontology annotation, cellular component: mitochondrion. The record is from RefSeq and is a predicted model, not a curated record.
AUGCAUCCAGACCUGUCUCCUCAUCUGCACACUGAAGAAUGUAAUCUAGUUAUCAGUCUGCUCAAGAAAUGUCACAAGGAGCACAACAUUUUGAAAUUUUUCGGCCACUGCAAUGAUAUUGACCGUGAGAUGCGGAAGUGCUUAAAGAAAGAGUAUGAAGAAAACAGGGCCAGGAACCAGGCUAUACGACAGAACCUAAUUAACGCUCGCAAAAACUCAGAGAAGUGA